Molecule: messenger RNA, 1189 nt
Organism: Megalopta genalis
Lineage: Eukaryota; Metazoa; Arthropoda; Insecta; Hymenoptera; Halictidae
Product: polyisoprenoid diphosphate/phosphate phosphohydrolase PLPP6
Molecular function (GO): sphingosine-1-phosphate phosphatase activity
Source: RefSeq, a predicted model, not a curated record
AGAAAUUGAUCUACAUACUCUUAUAGUUUAUGUCGCUUAUGUAUCUUGUCUUCGUCUCACGCUCGCAUCAUCGACUCAUGUCUCUCGUCUCGUCUAUGACGUGUAAAACCAGGUAAACUCAGGUGAAGCCAGCAUUCGAGGCUUUAGCGCUUGCUCGCGCUGAACACCAAUGAGGGGUUUCCCAGGGUCUUCUGUUUCGGACAACACUGCAAUUACGUGACAAUUUUUCAAUUGACAACAAGCACAAUAGGUAGAAGUUCUUUGCCCUAUGAACAUUACCAUCACAGACGACGUGCAACGAGGCUAUCAGAUAAGAAUACACCAUUGAAUUGAGGUGACAUCGCAUUGUAAAAGUGAUAAAUCAAGAGUUCUGUAUACCAUGGACGAGAGCAAACGAAAUAUUGCACCAUGGCUAAGUAAUAUAUUAGCCCUAGAUAGGAAACUAACAGAAAAAUUCGUGCGAUCUGUUGAAAAGUUUAUGCCAAUGAGACAGUUACAAAUACAUUACAAAGUACUAGAGAUAUCUUGUCAUGGAGUAUUAUGGUUUGCAUCAAUACUUGCACUUAUUUGGAUACUCAACCAACCAAAUUUAUUUCAAGUGCAGGUCAAUUUAUUAAUAGGUCUGUUGUUAGAUGUUAUUAUUAUCGGCCUAUUAAAAGCACUUACUAGACGAAGACGUCCUGCCAUUAACAAUGAUCCUCUUGCAUUAGGACCAGACAAAUAUUCAUUUCCAUCUGGUCACGCCUCUCGGGCAGUGUUACUUUCCUAUUUCUUCUUUUAUCUAUGGCCUCUACCUACGAUAUUUCAUCCUCCGUUGUUAGCUUGGGUAGUUUCUAUAUCUCUCUCAAGGGUCUUAAUGAGAAGGCAUUAUAUUCUUGACAUUACUGCGGGUUCACUUAUAGGGUACGCUGAAGGAAUUCUUAUGAGCAUUUUGUAUUUAGAACCUGCGACAUGUACAAAUUUAAUUUCUUGGAUAACUGACGAAAAAAUGGAGGGAACUGAGGGAGCAGAGACGUAGUUUUAUAUUUUGACUUUUGUGAUACAUGCAAUUCUGAUAAUGUGAUUCUAAAUGUAAUGCAAUAUUUGCUGUAGUUUUAUUACUAUAGAUAUUGUCUUAUUCUUUAAAUGUGAGUACAUGGGGGAUUGUUUAUAUCAAUUACUAUACUGUAAAAUAAAAAGGAAUACUUUA